Anastrepha ludens (Mexican fruit fly) is the source of this 420-nucleotide messenger RNA. RefSeq lists its product as uncharacterized. The coding region runs from base 1 to 420 and encodes 139 amino acids. The transcript has 2 exons. NCBI's taxonomy places the organism in Eukaryota, Metazoa, Arthropoda, Insecta, Diptera, Tephritidae. The record is from RefSeq and is a predicted model, not a curated record.
AUGAGCCGGGAUUUCUUUGCCUUUUUAUGUAACGAAGUCAUAUCCAUUGCAAAAACUGAUACAACGUAUAGGAAAUGCACCCCUUUAGACAAACGUGUCGCGAUUGCUUUAUAUGCGCUUGGUUUUUCAACUGAAUACAAGACGAUCGGCAGACUGUUCGGAGUAUCAAAAGGAAGCGUAUGCAAUAUUUUACAGGAUUUUUGUUCAUCGGUCUGGGAUAAGCUCGCUCUUAAGUACUUACCCAGCACAUUUCUUACCCAAGAGAAAAUCGAAGAAUGUGUUAAGGGAUUUGAGAAAAUUGGAUUUCCACAAUGUUUGUGUGCUGUCGAUGGAUGCCAUAUUGAAAUAAGACCUUCAGCCAGUGAUGCUGUAGACUAUUAUAACUGUAAGGGUUGGUACUCAAUGGAUUUACUAGCCUAA